Drosophila serrata is the source of this 872-nucleotide messenger RNA. Its product is annotated as putative maleylacetoacetate isomerase 1. Gene Ontology annotation, biological process: glutathione metabolic process; L-phenylalanine catabolic process. Gene Ontology annotation, cellular component: cytoplasm; mitochondrion. NCBI's taxonomy places the organism in Eukaryota, Metazoa, Arthropoda, Insecta, Diptera, Drosophilidae. Gene Ontology annotation, molecular function: maleylacetoacetate isomerase activity; glutathione transferase activity. The record is from RefSeq and is a predicted model, not a curated record.
UCUUUACUAAAUAGCUUAAUUAAACAGCCUAUAACCAGUUUGAUUGUUUUAUUAUACAACAAAAAGCAGAUUUUAUUAUAAAUACCGAUAAAAGAUGCCUGCUGCAGGAAAGGUACUUCAAUUCUCACCAUCUUUGGUACACUUUUUCAACCGAAAUAUGUCCACAAACUCCCAUCCUAUACUAUAUUCAUACUGGGCCAGUUCAUGUUCGUGGAGAGUUCGUAUAGCACUGAAUCUCAAAGAUAUAAGUUACGAUAUUAAACCAACAUCCUUGCUGAAGACAGUCAGCAAUCAUGCUUAUACCCCUGAGUAUCUAAAAGUGAAUCCCAUGCAGAAAGUUCCUGCUUUGAAGAUUGACGGACAUUCCCUGUGCGACUCUGUGGCGAUAAUGCACUAUCUCGAGCAGACUCGUCCGCAGCCUACUCUCCUGCCCCAAGAUCUUUUGAUCAGGGCCAAGGUCAAUGAAAUUGUGCAGCUGAUUUGCUCGGGCAUUCAGCCGCUGCAGAAUGUCGGGGUCCUGGAGCAUAUCGGUAAGGACAAGAGUCUGGAAUGGGCUCAGCACUGGAUUUCCCGGGGAUUUAGCGGCCUGGAGAAAAUACUUGGCCAAUCCGCGGGCAAGUAUUGCGUGGGAAAUGAGCUCACAAUGGCGGAUAUUUGCCUGGUGCCUCAGGUACACAAUGCCAAAAGGUACAAAGUCGACCUGAGCCCAUAUCCAACCAUAGUCCGCUUGGACAAGGAGCUGCUGGAACUGGAAGUGAUCAAGUCCACUCAUCCCUUCAAGCAACCAGACUGUCCGCCAGAAUUUGCAAAGAAAUAAUUAUUCCAAUUAAGGAAAAUUAAUAUAUUCCAUUUGCCUUUAUAUAUAUUAUAUG